Physcomitrium patens is the source of this 2998-nucleotide messenger RNA. The record is from RefSeq and is a predicted model, not a curated record. NCBI's taxonomy places the organism in Eukaryota, Viridiplantae, Streptophyta, Bryopsida, Funariales, Funariaceae.
UUGCCCAGCAUUGGUAAUGACUUGCCCCGAGAUUCGGAACUGGAUUAUGACUGCCCACAUCUCAAUCGAGUUUCGGCUUGUGGGUUUCGAAGCACGGGGCCCAAUUCACGAAGUCGACGGCUGACACAGUUAGGCCAGCGCCACUACAAGUCCUUGCACGGAUCGUCACAGGCACCUUCCACACGAGCUUCGUCUUCAUGGCCCGCGUCGAUCAAUGCUCUCGCUGCGGAUUGCCUUGCACAGGAGAAGCGGAUCCCUGCCCUUGCUGCCGAUUUCACUCACUUGUCCGCGCUGAGGGGUAGUGCUCUGUAUGGACGAUAGACGCGAAGAUGUGUGUGUGUGUGGGUGGGGUAGAGAGAGAAAGAAAGAGGGUGAAAGAGCGAGACAGAAAUUUGUUGGAUUUUGAAGGGAGAGUGGCGGUCUGCUAGUCUUGGCCUAUUUGUGUGAUUCUGUCCCGAUGUCGUAGCAGGGGAGUCAGGGAGCGUGGGUAUGGGAUGUAGAAAUUGUAGAAAUAGCGGCCUUGAUGACUCGCCCAUGUGCUUCUCCGCUUCUUUGUGGAGUGUCGCUUCCUGAUUCCUUUUUGGUCAUUGUGUAAAAAGUUUUUACGGGAUUAUAAUUGGGGCAAAUUCCAUUGCUAGUGACUUUGCGUGCUCAACACCUGGAAAUCUUGUUUCCACAGCUGUUGAAUGCAGACUUUGUGAAAACCACAUCGUGUCGUCUAGUCGAUGAAGAAAUUACAGUGUGUAUAUGUGGGGUUUUGUAUUGAACGAUCAGUUAGGUUUGACGGGGUUCUUGACGUGCUUACCUGCAGAAUUAAGCCUUGCAAAGCAUCUUCAAAUGUGGAUCUUGUUGUAAACCAUGAAGGUUCUCAGACUCACACAUUUUUGUCUGGUUAACUGGAUAUGCGCUUCUGCGUGACAGUCACUUAUUCUGGAGGUGUUGCCGACUCUGAUUUUGUAGGAGAACGUCUAGCAUGACGAGACCCUUGUCAUAAUGUGCUUUGUAGUCAACGUGGCGGUGGACGGUACUCCAGGUUGAAGAGGGCUUGGUGUACAUCGUAUCUUCUGAUCCUGUCAUCUUUCUCGAGCAAUGUAGAUGUUUUCGGCGCUUAAUUUUAAUUGACCCCUCAGCAGAAGGAUAAUCAUUCCGCUCUAGUGCACACUGCACAGGGUCAAUUCUAUACGAAGUGAAAGAAAAAUUCGAUCCUCAUGUCGUUCAAUUCAAGAUCUCUUUCCCGGAUCAUCUCCGUCCCGGGCCAGCGAACGUCAGGAUCGGAAAUCUACGAGAACAGCAGCAGUGAGCAGAUUGCCAGGUUCAACUUCCAUGAAAACGAACCACCUCGGUUCCACUUUCCCGGAGCAGUGAGGAAAUUUGCCUACAGGUUCGAUGGCAAUGGCAAAUUCUUCAAGAAAACAUGGGACUUGAUGAUGGAGGUAUCUGAAGGCUUUUGCUGGUACCAUGUGGAGCUUCCAAGGUCAAGCCAGAAAUUGUCCAUGUCCGCAGAGUAUCUCAUAGACGUCCUGUGCCCUCCUCUUAAACUUCAAGAAAUUCUCGCCCUUGUGAGCAGUGGUCCCUUUUGUGGCACAGUCGAUGGCGCUUUGGUGUUUAGGGUGAAUUCAGCCGGCCCUUGCGCAAGUAAGUUCACGCAAAGAAUUUCUGCCUUGGUCACUGACAAAAGAGUGAUCAGCGUCUCGCUUGGUCGUGUGUCGAGGUUGGAUUUCUCAAUAGCCUCCGCUCGCUCGCUGUUGUCUGAGGUGCCAUUGAUUGAACCCAAGGAGCAGAGCUGUGGGGAAGGUUUAAGCUACAUCGGGACUACAAAGUCUGGGGGUGUUGUCAUCCAAGAGCACGUGCUGGAGUUUUUGUUGAGCAGGAAUACCUUUGAGGAGGCGGAGAAUGCUAUUCCUAGAGGGUUGGGUAAUUUAUUGGUGCAUAUCAUUGACACUCAUGUGGACCAGCUACACGAGAUUGUGCUGCAGCUGGAGAGUCAAUUGGACGAAGUUGAACGAGACUUGGACAUAGGUGUGGGUGCGACGAAGAAGCAGAUGUUGGACGACAGGCGAUUUCCCAAGAUGCACUUGAACCUGCAAAGGCUGUUACAGGUGAUAGCCCAUGGUGACCAAGUGUUUCCCAGAGUGAAGGAUAAAUGCGCUGGGAAACCUUGGUGCUCCUCUGAAGAUUUGGCCAUGCUUGAGGCAUUAGUGGGGCGAUUACGCAAGCUGAAAGGGAAUGCGGGUUUCAUUGUGAGUCGGAUAACAGCCAUCCAAGCUGGACUCGAUAGCUGGCAAGCAGAACAGAUCAACCGCAAGCUGUACUACUUAUCAUUUCUGUCUAUGUUGUUUCUUCCGCUCUCAAUCGUCACCGGAGCAUUCGGGAUGAACGUGGGAGGAGUACCGUGGACAACGCAGACAAAUCCAAAGAACAUACAUGGAUUCCGCAACAUCAUGUUUAUAUGUGCUGCUAUUGUAAUUAUUUUGCUGCUGAUCUUUGGAGCUGUGCCCUUAUACAACUACCUCGUUACCGGUAGCCGUCAAGGGACAAGGGAUAGGCGACUUCGGUUGCAGAAGUCCAUUCGAUACCGAAGUGGCAAUCAGCGGCACCCUGUUUAUCUUCCUCUUUAAGCCAUUCCUUCACAUUGUUGUAGAUUUAUGAAUUCUUGUCGAGCUACAGUUCUUCGAACCAUUGCAGGACAUGACUAUGAUGAAUAUCAUCAAAAUCAAUCCAGUGGAAAGCAAACCCCAGUUCUUUUUCUUUUCUCUUUUUUUUUAGCUUUUGUUUGUGAAUUGUUCACUUGUGAUAGUUUUCGAUGGAAUUGUAAUGUUACCAGGAGUGAAAAGCUUCAAAUAUGGUACCAGAGCAAGUACUAGGGAUUAUUAAUGAUAGCCUUGCGGAUGUGCACUUACGCUGUUAUUAGUCUUAUAGUUGCAACACAUUUUGCUGUGCUAAUUCAACCCAGUUACCAAUUAUGGAUUCCAAUCAAGUUUCCUUAGUAACCCUCAAA